UUUUAAACCAUCUGUAAGUGCUUAUUUUUACUUCAGUAAUCUUUUGGUGGUCGUUUUUUCCAAUCUCUCUGCUUCUCACAAGCCUUUUUGCAUUGCACGCCAUGUGUUUGACAGAAGUCCCGAGUUAGUUUCAAUACUGUGAACUUACGAUAAUUUCGCCUCAAAUUUACACCAUGCAACGUUUAUCGUCGAGAAUAUCGAGAGCCAAAUUCUCCUUGCUAACAACUCUCUUUGCCGAAAGACAUUGUAAGAACACUUUCACUACAUUUGUUGGUAACCCUGGUUUCCAUAAACAGCAACAGCAAAAUGCGAUUCCAUGCGAUUUCUUGAAAUGGGCUUCACUUGGUUUUUAUAGAACCUCAAGGUUCGCUACUGGGUUCACGCCGUUGCAGCCAAAGCCAUUGGAUUCGAUCAUUGAUAUCCAGAGAGCCAAGGAUAAAUCAUCCGACGACCUUGCUUCCAUUUGGGACGAUUAUCACAUAGGAAGGGGCCACAUUGGUGCAAGUAUGAAAGCCCAACUAUAUCAUUUGUUGGAGCACAGAGCAAGGGAUUGCCGAUAUUUUGUAAUUCCAUUGUGGAAAGGAAGUGGUUAUACUACAAUGUUCACUCAAGUGCAAUUGCCACACAUUCUUUUUACUGGACUUGAAGAUUACAAGGCGAGAGGAACUCAAGCAGCCCCUUACGUCACUGUAACAUUUUACACAGACUUUGCAGAGACCAAGGAUCUGGUGCUUAUCCGCGGAGAUGUAGUCUUCACCAGUAAGCUCAGUGACUCAGAGGCAGAAUGGCUAUUAGAGACCACCCAGUCUUUUUAUUUGAAUGAUGUGAGGUAUAAGCUGGUGGAACAGUUCAAUAAACAAACUCGUGAUUUCGAAUUUAAGGAUGUCCUAUGCACCUUGAACAUGCCGGUCUUGUGAUUUCACCAAAAGUUAGUUCUUCCUAAUAACUGUAGAACUGUAGAAGUGAAGGGUUCAAUCAGCAGCAAUAAGGUUGCAGAGAAAUAUUGUUCUCCUUAAUUUAAAAUUUUCUUGUUUCACCAUGUAUACUUUUCACUUAUAGAUUUACUUGAUUUAUAAUUUUAUGUUUCAUCUUGUAUUGAGAACAUUGGUUUUGUUACUUCAUGUUCAAUACCAUGGUGCUUUGAAAUGA
Molecule: messenger RNA, 1149 nt
Organism: Mangifera indica (mango)
Lineage: Eukaryota; Viridiplantae; Streptophyta; Magnoliopsida; Sapindales; Anacardiaceae
Product: ATP synthase mitochondrial F1 complex assembly factor 1
Exons: 4
Coding region: 174-917 (247 amino acids)
Biological process (GO): mitochondrial proton-transporting ATP synthase complex assembly
Cellular component (GO): mitochondrion
Source: RefSeq, a predicted model, not a curated record